UUUACGCAAACUUCUUUGGAAGGAGAAAGGAGAAUUGUUGGAGCUGGAGGGGGUAAAAGGAGUCCAUUCCAGGGAAACUGGAGGCUGUGCCUUGCAACACUGUGAUUCAUUUUAUUUUUCAAUUAGAAUUGUUCCACACUUUCAUCCCUCUUUUUGUUAGCUGAAGAUGUCUACAGCCCUCGUGUCUCCAACCAUCUUUGAGCUGAGUGAAGUUUUAUGCAAAAGUAACAAGAUGCUGAACUACAACCCCUCAGCUGUUGGAGGGUGUCUCUUGGACAGGAAGGCAGUGGGAACUCCGGCUGGCGGGGGUUUCCCCAGGAGGCAUUCUGUCACCUUGCCGAAUUCCAAGUUCCACCAAGCCCAGCUCCUUAGCAGCCUCAAGGGGGAGCCAGCCUCAGCCUUGGGCCCCAGGGAGAAUCGCUUUCGGGAUCGCUCCUUCUCUGAAGGUGGUGAGCGACUACUUCAGCAAAAGCAACCUGGAGGCCAAGUCAACUCAAGUCGCUACAAGACAGAGCUGUGCCGCCCCUUCGAGGAGAACGGGGCCUGCAAAUAUGGAGACAAGUGCCAGUUUGCCCAUGGCAUCCACGAGCUGCGGAGCCUGACCCGCCACCCCAAGUACAAGACAGAGCUCUGCCGCACUUUCCAUACCAUUGGCUUCUGCCCUUAUGGGCCUCGCUGUCAUUUUAUCCACAAUGCUGAGGAGCGGCGGGCGGUCGCAGGUGGGAGGGAGCCUGCCAUCAACGAAAGACCCCGCCUCCAACACAGCUUCAGCUUUGCUGGUUUCCCAAGUGCUGUUGCUGCCAAUGGGCUGCUGGACAGCCCUACUUCGAUAACCCCUCCGCCCAUCAUGAGUGCUGAUGACCUCCUGGGCUCUCCUACUCUGACUGACUGUGCCAGCAAUCCCUUCACCUUCUCCAGCCAGGAGCUGACCAAUCUUUUUGCUCCCAGCAUGGGGGUACAGGUUUCUGGUGGGGGUUCACCCACUGCUUUCCUCCUGAGACCCAUGUCUGAAUCCCCCAACCUGUUUGACUCACCCCCAAGUCCUCAGGACUCCCUCUCUGACCAUGAAGGCUAUCUGAGCAGCUCUAGCAGCAGCCACAGCGGCUCAGAUUCGCCCAUCCUGGACACCUCAAGACGUCUUCCCAUCUUCAGCAGACUCUCCAUCUCUGAUGAGUAACCUGGUGUUGCCUCUUGGCCUCUUCCCACCUCUCUUUUACAAAGUUAAGCUUGUAAUCUCUCUCUCUCUCUCUCUCUCCCUCCCCCAAGUCUUCUUAACAUCUCUGGGUUAGAUGUUAGCACAAAGAGAGUCCACCUGCCAAGAGUCUACUCACUGGCUGAAACCAUAAGUGCCAAAUUACAACAAAAAGUGAUAAUCGUUUACAAAUGUAGUGCCUUUUAACAUGUUCACUGUGACUAUAUUACCUCCCCAGCUGCAGAGGGCACCAGCAGCCUCCAUAGAGCUCUGUGCAUUUCCAGAUGUGCAGGGAAUAUCCGGAACCAGCAGCUCCCAUCACUGGCCAUGAUGCAGGAUCCUUCUACUUCCUUUCCCCCACUUCCCUUCUUUUGGCUAGUGUUUUGUAGACAUAAUGGCAUGUGGACACCUGUUAACAUCAAACCCCUUCUACCUUUUAAAGACUAAUCUUGCCUGAAACUACUCAGGUCAGCCAGAAGAACAGCUGAAAAUGGACAGUAACUAUAACAUGCGUGGGACUUGGGAACUGGAGAGGGAAGCCAGAUGGACAAUGAAAGACUUGCUUUUGGUGCUACAAGUUCCCCAUGUGUGUACAUGUGACAUCUUCAUCAACAACAACAACAAAAUGGGGAGGGGUGUGUUUAACGGUGUUCAUUCCACACAUGCAAGUUCUGUGUAAACAAAGUUCCAGUAGUCAUAGCUUUAAUGGUUUUGCUCUAGAGUACAAUAGACCCAUCUGUAGAGCACUCACGCCAAGCUUUUUUAUUUUUUUUCCUGGGUUUUUAAUUUUGUAUAACUUUUCAGAAAUUGGAGAGCAAAUUUUGCUUGUCACUGCACAACAAUAUAAAGCUUAUUUAACUUAUCAAAACGUAUUUAUUGCUGAACCUAUGCUUUUUUUUGUUAAUUUUGUUCAUAUUUAUCUGGAUGAUGAAUUCAUAGAAUAUAUUCUUUUAUGUUUAAAUUAUGAUCUUCCAUAUUAAUCUUAAGAUUGUGAAGUCUUUUUCUUUCCCCCUCCCCCACAGUUUAAUAUAUUAUACUACAAUGACAUUUUUUGUAACUUUACACUUUUUUGGUUAUUUUAUUUUAAAAAAAUGAAAAAUUAAUUUAAAAAAAUGCAACAGCUGUGUUUGGAUUAUUUAUUUUAGAUCGUUCCCCUUUUUGUGUCGGACUGCAAAUUGAGUUUAAUGUGCUUCUUUGCCUCUCUUUGCCCCAACAAGGCCUCUCCCAGAUGGGAUGGAAUUUUGACCAUGCUGAUGUCAUUGGAAGCUUUGUCACUGACUUCAGUAGGGUGAGGAUUUCACUGUGGGCCUCUAGAAUGUAAACGCACAAGCUGUGCUGUGAGACGAUAAAAUGGAAGACUGCUUCCUUUUUUCUUUUCUUUUUUGUAAGUAUUUAAAGGAAAAACGUCUACCCUUUGCUUUCAAGUGCCUAUCUUAAAGACAUUCCAAAUACCGUUUGUCUUUGCAUUUCUGUAUUCCAAGAAUGGAGUGUUUCCUCUUUUAAGGUAAACUUUACUGGCACAAAGAACACAUUGAAUGUAAUUUUCCCCAUUACUGUUCACUACAUUGCCUUUUUCUUUUUCCCCCUUUUGUGUGAGUUUAUUUAAAAGAAUCUUUUGUAACGACUGUUUGCAGUUUAAAUCAAUAAAUCCCAAGUGUUUUUUCAAGAA
Molecule: messenger RNA, 2861 nt
Organism: Elgaria multicarinata webbii
Lineage: Eukaryota; Metazoa; Chordata; Lepidosauria; Squamata; Anguidae
Gene: ZFP36L1
Product: ZFP36 ring finger protein like 1
Exons: 2
Coding region: 167-1177 (336 amino acids)
Molecular function (GO): metal ion binding; mRNA binding
Source: RefSeq, a predicted model, not a curated record